Molecule: messenger RNA, 2388 nt
Organism: Nilaparvata lugens (brown planthopper)
Lineage: Eukaryota; Metazoa; Arthropoda; Insecta; Hemiptera; Delphacidae
Gene: Stt3A
Product: dolichyl-diphosphooligosaccharide--protein glycosyltransferase subunit STT3A
Exons: 13
Coding region: 176-2290 (704 amino acids)
Biological process (GO): post-translational protein modification
Cellular component (GO): membrane
Molecular function (GO): dolichyl-diphosphooligosaccharide-protein glycotransferase activity
Source: RefSeq, a predicted model, not a curated record
AUGCUUCCUUGAUCGUUUAUCAGUUUGUUGACGAUCCAAGAUGAAGAUGCCACGCUAGACGGUACUUCGGUCAGUGACUUCUAUCCGGAAUUUUGUUAUUUUUCAGAAUGUGUUUAGUCUAUUAAUAAUCCUGCAGAUAGUUGUAAUAGAUAUUAUUCGACUGUAUACAAACAAAAUGGCUCUAAUCAAAUCGAAAGGAUUCAGAAUGUCUCCUGAAAAGCAGGAAACUCUUCUGAAGUUGAGUAUCCUGUCUCUUGCAGCAAUCCUCUCUUUUGCCACACGUCUCUUCUCAGUUCUACGUUUCGAAAGUGUAAUCCAUGAGUUUGAUCCCUAUUUCAACUACAGAACUACAAAAUUUCUGGCUGAAGAAGGAUUCUACAGCUUUCACAAUUGGUUUGAUGAUAGAGCAUGGUAUCCCCUUGGAAGGAUCAUUGGAGGAACCAUAUACCCAGGCCUCAUGGUCACUUCAGCCGUUCUCUAUCACCUGAUGUGGAUGUUGAAUAUCACAAUAGAUAUCAGGAACGUUUGUGUCUUUUUGGCGCCAUUCUUUUCAAGUCUGACAACAAUCAUCACCUAUUUGCUGACUAAGGAACUAAAGAGUAGUGGUGCAGGGUUAGUGGCAGCUGCUAUGAUAUCUAUAGUACCCGGCUACAUAUCUAGAUCAGUUGCUGGAUCCUAUGAUAAUGAAGCUAUUGCAAUUUUCUGUAUGCUGUUAACUUACUAUAUGUGGAUAAAAGCUGUAAAAACUGGCAGUAUCCUAUGGGCUACAUUCACUGCUCUUGCCUACUUCUACAUGGUCUCAUCAUGGGGAGGCUACGUAUUCCUCAUCAACCUGAUCCCUCUGCACGUUCUCACUCUAAUGGCUACCGGUCGCUUCUCUCACCGCAUCUACGUGGCCUAUUCGGCCGUCUACUGUGUGGGCACAGUGCUCUCAAUGCAGAUCUCGUUUGUGGGCUUCCAGCCUGUGCAGUCCUCGGAACACAUGUUGGCGCUGGCUGUGUUCGGCCUAUGUCAGCUGCACAGUGCAGUCGACUACAUCCGCAGUAAGAUCAGUGGAGAGGACUUUGAUGUGCUCUUCAAGGCGGUUGUUGUCGGCAGUAUAGGCGUGUCGGCUGUUGUCGGAGGUGUAUUAACGCUCACAGGCAAGAUAGCGCCGUGGACAGGCCGUUUCUACACACUGCUAGACCCCUCCUACGCCAAGAACCACAUCCCUAUCAUCGCCUCCGUGUCGGAGCAUCAACCCACCUCAUGGGCCUCCUUCUACUUCGACCUGCAGAUUCUGGUCUUCCUUUUCCCUGCCGGUCUCUACUUCUGCUUCUCCAAGCUGUCUGAUGCCAACAUUUUCCUCAUACUCUACGGAGUCACUAGUAUCUAUUUUGCGGGAGUGAUGGUGCGUCUCAUGUUGGUGUUGGCACCAGUGAUGUGCAUUCUGUCGGGCAUAGCUGUAUCCGCCAUGUUGGAUACCUACAUGAAACAGGUCGACUCCAACAAGAAUGUCGACAAGAAGAAGAACAAAAUGGAGAACAACUUUGUCAUGAAGAGUGAGAUCGCCACCUGCUUCGUAGGCCUGAUGACGUUUAUGCUGAUCUCGUACACGUUCCACUGCACGUGGGUGACGUCAGAGGCGUACAGCUCGCCCAGUAUUGUGUUGUCAGCAAAAACGCAUGACGGAUCCACCAUCAUAUUCGACGAUUUUCGAGAGGCUUACUACUGGUUGAGGAUGAAUACACCUGAGGACGCGAGAGUGAUGUCAUGGUGGGACUACGGCUAUCAGAUAACGGCGAUGGCGAAUCGAACGAUACUAGUGGACAAUAACACGUGGAACAAUACGCACAUAUCACGGGUGGGUCAGGCCAUGGCGUCUAGUGAAGAGAAGGCCUAUGAAAUCAUGCAGGAGCUCGAUGUCGACUAUGUGCUCGUCAUAUUUGGUGGGGUGGUGGGGUACUCCAGUGAUGACAUAAACAAGUUCCUGUGGAUGGUGCGGAUCGGGGGGUCGACGGAGCACGGGGCGCACAUCAAGGAGUCGGACUACUACUCGCCGACGGGGGAGUUCAGGGUGGACAAGGGGGGGUCCCCCGUCCUCCUCAACUGUCUCAUGUACAAGAUGUGCUACUACCGAUUUGGACAGGUCUACUCCGAGGGAGGUAAACCGCCCGGCUACGACCGAGUCCGUAGCGCCGAAAUCGGCAACAAAGACUUUGAGCUGGAUGUCCUGGAGGAAGCCUACACCACGGAGCACUGGCUAGUGCGCAUCUAUAAAGUGAAGCCACUGCGCAACCGCGGCAUUUGACCGCCUUACUAAGCUCAAUCUGUGACCUUGACGGAUUCACCAAGGUCAAACCUGUGACCUUGAGAGGUAUUCUCUGUUGUCAACAAGUGUUUAAAUGU